GGCGCUUCCGGUCCUUCUCCGCCCCCGUCUGUUGCUCCAGCUCGAGCGUUCCUUUCCCGAAGAAAGGCCGUUAUUCACACAACGGCACGGGCAGAGGAAAGAAGCGAGGCGCGAAAAGGCCUGCCUACCAGUGGGUUGGGAAGUUUGUCAAAGAAGGUGCUGGCAGAAAAAAGAAGAGUCAGAAAUGUCUACAAUAAUGAACAAUAGAGUGACCCCAGAAAUGUCUACAAUAAUGAACAAUAGAGUGACCUCUGAGUCUGUGAAAGCACAGAGGUCCAGUAUUGCAGAUGUCAUAGCAGUCUAUGGUGGCUUACAAGAAGAUUCAGAAAUUUUUGGGCUGGUUGAUUCUGACGACUCUCUGCCUGAGGUGACGCAAACCAAGAAACCAAGGCACAUCUGUGUCUGUCCUCCAAAAGGCAUUGUAGCUAGUACAGUCACAAAUGUGGUGGCAGCAGCACUGUUGUGGGCUGUGACCUGGUCUAUUGCACACCAGGAGAGUCUUCCUGGUAAGAACCUCUUUGGGCUUUUGUUCCUUUUCUUCGCUUCUGUACUUGGUGGUAAAAUCAUGUCGAAAAUUCAAAUACCUGGCCUGCCUCCACUCCCACGUCUUUUCGGAAUGCUGUUUGCUGGGUUUCUCAUCAGAAACAUCCCAGUCAUCAGCGACUUAGUCCAUAUCAAUGUAAAAUGGUCGUCAAACUUGAGGAAUAUUGCUCUCUCCAUUAUCUUGGCCCUUGCUGGGCUUGGCCUAGAUGCACAGGCUCUGUAUAAGUUAAAAUUUGUCUGUUUGCGGCUGACCUUUGGGCCCUGUCUCACUGAAGCAACUGCGGCAGCUGUCGCAUCUCAUUUUAUAAUGCACUUGCCAUGGACAUGGGGAUUUAUGUUAGGAUUUGUUCUAGGUGCCGUGUCUCCUGCCGUUGUUGUCCUUUCGAUGCUGAGGUUGCAAGCACAAGGAUACGGUGCUGAAAAGGGCAUCCCAACCUUGCUAAUAGCAGCUAGCAGUUUUGAUGAUGUUGUGGCCAUCACAGGCUUUAAUGUCUUCUUAGGCAUGGCCUUCUCCAAAGGCUCUACCCUUCUCAGUGUCCUCCAUGGUGUGCUACAGGUUGUAGUUGGUGCAAUAUCUGGAGGCAUUCUAGGACUUUUCAUUUGGUUUUUUCCAAGCAAAGAUGAGACAUUUCUUGUUUGGAAGAGAGCAUUUUUUGUGAUUGGCCUAUCUGUGUUUGCUGUUUUGAGCAGCAAGCACUUUGGUUUCCCUGGAUCUGGAGGGCUCUGCACAGUUGUCUUGUCAUUUGUGGGUGGUUUGGCAUGGUCAGAGGAGAAGAGAGGGGUAGAAGAAAUUCUUGCAGCUGCCUGGGAUAUUUUCCAACCUUUUCUUUUUUCCUUAAUUGGAGCUGAAAUAUCCGUUGUUUCCAUCGGUGCUGAAACAUUUGGGCUUUGUUUGGCCACAAUGGGUGCUUCAUUACUAUGCCGGAUGACUGCUGCUUUCUCAUUGAUGGCUUGCGCUGGCUUUAAUUUCAAGGAGAAACUGUUUAUUGCGUUGGCAUGGAUCCCCAAAGCAACUGUCCAGGCUGCAAUUGGUUCCGUUGCUUUAGAUACAGCACGAGAUGGUCAUGAGCCAAUGCAAGAAGAAUACGGUCUGAAUAUCUUGACAGUGGCCUUCUUGGCAAUCCUGAUCACAGCUCCAACUGGAGCUUUACUUAUUGGCCUGAUGGGGCCCAGACUUCUCACCAAAGCCGAUAUAGACAAGGAAGAUGAAUAUGGACACAAAAGACGGGUGGAAGCAUCUAGUCCAGUAUAGGGACAUGUUCAUGAAGAGCCCAAAGAUCACUCAACUGUUAUUCUAGGCUAAGGAAUCAUAGUGGCCUGGAGAAAAUUUGUGUAGGAUGCACUUUAGGGGCUGCAAAAACAGAAACCCAAAGCCAUACAGAAAGAUUUGACUAUGUUACUCUGGCAUCCACGUUUUUCUUCAUCUUUGGCUUUGGAGGAAAUCAGUCACAAGCAAAAUCCAUGUGAUGCCCAUGCUUCUGACUGCUAGAGUACACCAGUAGCCUGAUUUAGGGUCAUGACUCAUGAGUCCCAGUAGAAGAAGAGGGAGCAAUCAAGACGACUCCAAUUGGGGGUGAAUAAAAAGGUCUUUUGUUCAGGUCAAAGCCCAAGACCAGUAUUGGGUGAAUGAGGUGAGGGAUUUGGGAACAGAAGUUAAAAGCCCCACUCAGUUAAAUUAGUUUUCAUCAGGCAAAGGCAGCAUGUGCUGUCUGGUGAUGUAAAGAGCCUUUAGAACAAUCCUGCAUCCAGGAGAUUGGCAUUCCCCCUCCUCCCUCCCACUUCUUUUCAAACAGAGCAGAAAUGGAGCCUCUCCCUGUAGUGGUGGAAUGAUCAGAUGUGGCUCUAACAUGUGACUCAGACAAAGUUUCUCAUAAUGUUUUUGCUAGGUCUGUGUAUCUAACCCUUCUGAUGUUACAAAAAUUUACAUAUGCUGACAUAUACUUCCUGUUUCCCUACAGAUUACUAAAACACAAAAAGGGAAAUGUGGCUUCAGAGUGUUGGCCUGUUUCUUAACCAUUAAUCCAUCAUUUGGGGGAGAGGGAUGCUGGAAGACAUUCAAACCUCAUAUUGACCUAACUUAAUUUAAAGGGAAUGGUUCAGUGCUGUCUAAUGACACUUUCUCUGGUACUCCAUAGAUGGGUGCUGCUCUAAUACCAAAUCUGUGAAAAGCAUGAGAUCUUAAAGGAUACAAUCCAUUAAGAGAACCCCCAUGUUCUUAUUACCUGAGGCCAAAGGAUGAUCAGCCAUUGCAGUGGAGCAAUUCUGACUUUCUUUAGAGAGACAUACAAAAAAGAUGUGUUCACACCACAUUGUUAACCAAUGGUUUUAAGGAAAAGAUUUAAAACAACAGGAAUUAGAAAGUCCUUUAUCACUAACCUGAAUUUCACUACAACAGCAAUAUCUGCAAUUAUUGUUGCUAUAGUAUAUAUCUACUAAGAAGCAAUAGAAGUUGGGGAAAGGGCACAGUUGGUGCCUUUUUUUAAAAAGGACUUUGCAUUUCUUUUCUGAAAUAUUUCAGCAGAGGGAGCAAAAGCCUUAGAUAUAGAUUAUUUUACUGUUUCAGCCAUGACAUUUUAAUUUUCCCUGAACAGUGAAACCUGGUUUUCUCAGUGACUCUUUAACAUUGUGACCUUUAGCAAACCAUUAUCAAAUAUCAGGGCCAAAAAUUUGUCUCUUGCCAUUUCAGCCCUUGUAUUACAGAACCAAGUUUCUGCACCGCACCAAGGCUGAACUCUGAGCCAAACAGAGAACAUCACAUCAUUCUUGCUCAACAGAUCCUUUUGGAAUCACUUCCAGUGGGAAUUCCCCAACAGCUAAAGUUAUACUCCUUUGCUCUGCUUACUGUUACCAAAUGACUUUUUAAAAACCCUCUUCUCCCCCGACCACCAACAGUAGUUCAGUCAAUUGUAUUUCCCUCCCUUUUAUUUGUAGCAUUUGAUAUUGAAGCCAUAAAAAUAAAUAUUUUUACAAAA
Messenger RNA from Heteronotia binoei (common prickly gecko), 3515 nucleotides. RefSeq names its product sodium/hydrogen exchanger 9B2-like. The transcript has 12 exons. NCBI's taxonomy places the organism in Eukaryota, Metazoa, Chordata, Lepidosauria, Squamata, Gekkonidae. Gene Ontology annotation, cellular component: membrane. The record is from RefSeq and is a predicted model, not a curated record. Gene Ontology annotation, molecular function: antiporter activity. The coding region runs from base 185 to 1795 and encodes 536 amino acids. Gene Ontology annotation, biological process: proton transmembrane transport.